This is a messenger RNA of Mesocestoides corti, 1557 nucleotides long. Lineage: Eukaryota; Metazoa; Platyhelminthes; Cestoda; Cyclophyllidea; Mesocestoididae. The record is from the annotation of a GenBank genome assembly.
AUGGACUGUCGGGAUGAAUUUCUGUCGCGAUUCGGCGGAAAGGCAUUUUCCACCUUCGAAGCAUUUAGUAAGGAACUGCAGGCCUUCGAAGAAGCCACGGGGAUGCAGUAUAUGAUGAAACGCACCUGCCUUUUUAAUGAGGGAACUCUUGGACGAGAAUACUUGGUUUAUCGGUACAUGCACUACGCUUGUGUACGCCAUAUCCGACCAGCCAGGAGGAUGGGCCAGAGAGCUGGUGGAACACGGUGUCCAGCGUACUUCUCCGUGGGUACCAGGAAGCACAAGUUGUUUGUCCGUCAAUACGACAUGCAGCACAAUCAUCCCGCCCACAUGGAGCCGAUGGUCGAGGAACCUCUACCGGUCGCCCCUCUCAACCCCUCACCCACCUCCGUGAAUCCCCAGCUGGAGGCGGCCGUUUCUGGCUGCGCUGGCGGUGGUGACGACGACGAUGUCGUUGCCACCGUGCAGGACUGUACAGACGACUUCCUGCGCAUCUUCCUCACCAUGUCUUUCGCCUCGUUUGCUGAGCUCCAAGCCAAGAUGGACGAAUUCCAGUUGGCAACUGGCAAUCGAUACGUAAAGACAAACACCCGUCGUCUUCCUCCCGGCUCUCCAGGCGCAGAAACCCUCGUGUACAGUCACCUCGUCUACAUAUGUUACCGCUAUGGCACCCAAGUCAGUGAGGCCAAACAGCGGCGGCUCCAGCGAACUGCCAAAAUCGGCUGCCGAAGCAAGAUCUACUUCUACUCCCAAGACAACCAAUUGCACGUGCGCCGCUACGACUUCCGUCACAACCACGAGGUGCGUCCAGACCUAGUCCAUUUCCCUCCAAAGAGACGGCGAAGUCGAAAAGAGAAGGAGGAAGAGGAGGCGGCAGCGGUAGUGGGAACGGCCACCCGCGUCGGAAAACGACUUUUUGCAAAUGGUGACCAACGCAUGCCUCCGAUUAGUGUGUUCAAGGACGACCCAAGUCGGCAUGCAUUGGGUCUCGACUCUGUGGCAAUGGGGGACGAAGAGUUUGAGGCCGAAGAUGAGGGUGAGGAGGAAGUGGACUCGCUUCCUCAAAUCUACCUUCAGAGAAAUGGAUAUAGCCAACAAAACUUACUUGAAGAUGAAAUUCCGUCAGUUUUCUCCGAGCACGACUUCGAAAAUGAACUUCAACAUCGGGGACAGUCGGAUCAGUCGCCGGGUCUCGCUCUGCCCUCUAACCCAUUCCAAAUGUAUGCUCACUCUCCUUCCGCCUACCCCCCGAACAACUCCUCAUUCCCGCAGUCUGGCGUUGACGACGUUGAGGAUGGCGACUUCGAGGACGAAGUCGCUGAAAUGGCGAGUUACAGACCUGAUCCAAGAUGGGGUCUCAUGCGUUCGAUGCAGAAACACACGCGACCCUUAGACGCUAUGUUACCGCGACUGGGGCCACACCUGCAACGCCUGAGUGAACUUGCCACGAGCUGUGGCCCAGUCCGAUUUGCCAGUCGGUUGAGGGAGCUCCGAGCCCUGGGUGACAAGUGGCUACGGGAGAAUGAAAUUCUGCUCAAACGACGCGGUUUUCUCUAA